This is a messenger RNA of Triplophysa rosa, 2703 nucleotides long. It is a transcript of the gene polm, whose product is annotated as polymerase (DNA directed), mu. The transcript has 11 exons. Gene Ontology annotation, cellular component: nucleus. Lineage: Eukaryota; Metazoa; Chordata; Actinopteri; Cypriniformes; Nemacheilidae. The record is from RefSeq and is a predicted model, not a curated record. Gene Ontology annotation, biological process: double-strand break repair via nonhomologous end joining. Gene Ontology annotation, molecular function: DNA-directed DNA polymerase activity; DNA binding. Bases 224 to 1717 code for a protein of 497 amino acids.
UUCGUCAUAUGACAUCAAAAUAUCGCGAGAUCAAUUCGAAAGCACAGAUUUGAAGCUUAGCGUUCGCAUGUUGUUCCUAUUUCAAGAAAUGUCCCACCCUCGACAUCUUCAAUGAGGUACAAGUGCAGAUGUACGGGGGCAGGUGCAGAAUGUGAUUUUACCCGACAUGUGCUGAUAGACGAGAAGUGUUUUUAAGCACGCGGGGAGCUGAAAUAGUUACACGAUGAUCCCAUUAAAACGCAGGAAAGUAACGUUAUCUGAAACUGUACAGCAGCCAAAACAACAAACCUGUAAGUUUCCUCAUGUUUGUGUUUUCAUCCUGGAGAGGAAGAUGGGAUCAAGCAGACGAGCGUUUCUCACGAGACUAGGACGAAGCAAAGGAUUUCUCAUUACAGACACGUACAGUUCAUCCGUCACACAUGUGGUGUCAGAAAACAACAGUGGAGAUGAAGUUCAGACCUGGCUGGACCACCAAACCGCACGAGACGUUUCCAGUUCAGAGCAUCUGCUGGACAUCAGCUGGUUUACAGAGAGCAUGGAAGCUGGACAACCAGUUCCAGUCGAGGACGGACACAGAUUAAAGGUGACCCCAAAGCAAAAUGUGAACGUAAAUACAAUUCAGAUGAAAAGUUACGCCUGUCAGAGACGAACACCCUUGAAACACCACAAUUCACUUCUGACCGAAGCUCUCGAACUUCUGGCUGAAAAUGCAGGAUACAGUGAGAAUGAGGGCAGGAGUGUGGCGUUCAGACGGGCAGCGUCAGUUUUAAAGGCACUUCCCUAUCGAGUGCACACUAUGGAUGAGCUGAAGUGUUUGCCCUGCCUGGGUGACCAUUCACAGAGAGUUAUAAAGGAGAUCUUAGAAGACGGCACAUCGAGGGAAGUGGAAUCGAUGCGACAGUCUGAGCAAUUUCAGGCCAUGAAGGCGCUGACGGGGAUUUUCGGGGUAGGUGUUAGAACGGCAGAUCGUUGGUUUAGGGAGGGUUUGCGUUCUCCGUCAGAUUUGAUCCGUACUGGACAGCCGUUGAACCGUGAGCAGCAAGCGGGAGUGCAGUAUUACGAUGAGCUCAACAAAUCUGUGACUAAACAUGAGGCGGAUCUGAUCGGUGAUAUCGUGAAGGAAGCUGUCGGCGCGGUGCUGCCCGGGGCAGAGAUUCAGCUGAUGGGAGGAUUCAGGAGGGGGAAAGAAGUCGGUCAUGAUGUGGACUUUCUCAUCACGCAUCCAGAGGAAGGCAAAGAGGAAGAACUUAUGCCAAAAAUCAUCAGCUGGUUGGCGGAACGGGAUUUACUUUUAUAUCAGAAAUCCACCAGAAACUCUUAUUUAGAAAAGAAAGAUGCCCCAGGACGGCCACCUAAUAACAUGGAUCGCUUCGAGAGAUGCUUUUCUAUAUUUAAGCUUCAGAGACCUGCAGAGGCCGCAGGAAGUGACGGCGUAAGACCCAGCGACCAAUCAGAGGCUUCAAACUGGAGAGCCGUGCGAGUUGAUCUAGUGGUCAGUCCUUACAGUCAGUUUGCCUUCGCUACUCUUGGUUGGACGGGAUCAAAGUUGUUUGAGAGAGAGUUGAGACGGUGGGCGGGGCAAGAGAAACACAUGUCAUUGAGCAGCCACGCCCUGUACGACAGCGUUCAGAGGUGUUAUGUCAGAGCUCAGUCAGAGGAGGAGAUCUUUGCAUAUCUGGGUCUGGAGUUUAUUCCUCCCUGUGAACGCAAUGCCUGAAUCUACAGAUGAGCCUGUGUGUAGACUCUUCAUUUCUGAUCUCAAACCGCCUGAUCAGAUCAUGUGUCCUCCAUAAGCCUGUUUAUGUAGUAAGUAACGGAACAAGACAAAGCAAAGAUCAGAUGUCGGACACUCUUUUAAUGCACAUGAUCUGAUCAGGAUUCUUCAGCACUUCAUGUCCGGUGCUUUAAUGACUUUGUGUGAGGUUUUAACCCUUUUUGCAGGUAAAACUUCAACCGAGAUACAAAAGAGAUGCAUUCUUUACCUUUUUAAAACCUGAUUAUUAAAUUAUUAGUACUGAAACCGUUUCAGAAUAAAAAUGUUUGUAAAUGAAAUUGUUUCUUCAUGUUUAUCUUCAUAUAUGCACCGUAAAGCCGUUGUUAAAUAGCUGUAUUCUCUGUUCUCACUGGCACAUCUUAGUUUGGUCUAACAACUAUUUUAUGCAACACAUACUGUAAGUGAUCAUCUCACAUAUACAAAAUCUAAAUAAAGAUACAUCCACCAAAACUAUACGUUUUUCAAUUUAUCAGCACGUGACAUGUAUAUGAAGACCAACGUGAGUAUUACGGGGUGGUUUACCGGACAGGGUUUAUACUAGUCUCAGACUAAAAUAAAUUUUAGAGUUGUCUUAACUGAAAAGUGCUUGCACUUACAGAUCUUUAAAUAUAUCUGUGCCAUCUCAAGAUGCACACUAUUAAUGUUUGUUGCUAAGGAAUGUUUGUAAAACUACCUAAAUAUCCUAAUUUAACUAAGGCCUAGUCCUGGUUUAAGAUGAUCCCUGUCUGGGAAACCACCCCUACAAGUCUCGACCUGUUUUAAAAUAACAAAUCUUAAAUAAAAACUUCAUAUGUUUAGUUGAGUCAGCUUGUGGAGUUUGAAUGCUAUCAGCAGAAUAAUACAAUCGACAUCGAAUUAACAAGAAUUAUGAAGACAUUGUCAGGACUCUUUCUGCUUCAGUCAUUUAUUUUUUCCAGUUCAGUAUCAUG